AUGGCAUCUGAUAUUCCCAAGGUUGUCCCUCUCACAUGUCAUGGGCACUCUCGCCCUGUGACUCACUUGAGUUUCUCCUCGACAGUUGAGGACGAUCAGUACUAUCUCAUUUCAGCUUGCAAAGAUAACAACCCUAUGCUUCGGGAUGGUAUCACUGGCGACUGGAUUGGUACAUUUUUAGGCCACAAAGGUGCUGUUUGGCAAGCACGACUUUCUAGCGAUGCCGCUAUUGCCGCUACUGCAGCUGCAGACUUCUCGGCCAAGGUCUGGGACACCUAUUCGGGCGAGUGUCUACACACUCUUCAGCAUGCGCACAUUGUACGUGCCAUUGCGUUCCCGAUCCAAACCAAUCCGCAAGUUCUCGCCACUGGUGGUGCAGAGAAGAAGUUGCGUAUCUUUGACUUGACCCGAGGUGGGACCAGCAGCAAUGGAUCUUCACCCCCUUUGCCAUCUGCUGGCGGCAGCGGCAGCCCCGUUCAAGGCGGGGCGGAUGUGACUAGCUAUGAGAUUGGCCCCGGCGUGCACGGGGGUACUAUCAAGUCCAUCGUUUGGAAUCAGGAUUACAACAUCGUCACGACGGCAGCCGAGGAUCGUAAGAUCCGCUGGUGGGAUCUGCGAUCUAGACAUCCUGUCAAGGAACAUGCUGUUGACGGCCCCAUCGGGUCCUGCGAGUUGAACAAUCUCGCCACACGGCCAAAUGAUCCUGGGCUUUUGACCGUCGCAGCUGGAAAGAGCGUUUAUCUCUUCGAUAGUGUCCAGCCUGGACGCCUUCUGAAAAAGGUGGACUUUGGAUACGACGUUGCCAGUGCGGCUGUGAACAGUGACUCGGGCCGCUUGGUGACCGGCAGCGCCAACGAUACAUGGGCUCGGGUCUACGAUCUUCACACGGAUGAAGAACUCGACGUCCAAAAGGGACAUCACGGACCUAUCUGGUCCGUCAGCUUCUCCCCCGACGGAAAGCUAUAUGGCACCGGUAGCGAGGAUGGUACCGUCAAAUUGUGGAAGGCAUGCCGUGAAUCCUAUGGCCUGUGGCGGUGA
Messenger RNA from Penicillium oxalicum, 1038 nucleotides. Its product is annotated as WD40 repeat domain-containing protein. Lineage: Eukaryota; Fungi; Ascomycota; Eurotiomycetes; Eurotiales; Aspergillaceae. The record is from RefSeq and is a predicted model, not a curated record. Bases 1 to 1038 code for a protein of 345 amino acids. Gene Ontology annotation, cellular component: SMN complex. Gene Ontology annotation, molecular function: protein binding; RNA binding. The transcript has 5 exons. Gene Ontology annotation, biological process: spliceosomal snRNP assembly.